Messenger RNA from Prorocentrum cordatum, 1291 nucleotides. The record is from the annotation of a GenBank genome assembly. Lineage: Eukaryota; Dinophyceae; Prorocentrales; Prorocentraceae.
GACGUACAUGGACGUAAGGGAUAUGAGGAUCGAGAUUCUUCCCUUUUCUGGCAAUGUCAAGCACCUCGGGCGCAAGCUCACCUUUGACGAGCCCAGCGACGCAGAGCUUGACAGCCGGAUAUCAACGGGCUGGAGAAAGUUUAUGGUGCGCAAGCAAGUGGCUGGUGGGCGGGUCAUCGGCGCCCUCUCUGAGCGCUGGGUUGGAGGCAGCCGCCCCACGAUCGCGGAGGUCACUUGCCGCCGCGCGUUCGAGGGCCCCGACGCCUCCGACGGUCUGGCGGCCGUCUUCCGCAAGCAGCACCUGGCGCAUUGCGGGCCGCCGUCGGGCUCUUGGCACCCCUCGCGACUGAGUGCCGCCAUGGCGCGGGCCCUGGACACGCAGUUCAGUCUGUGUCUGGUCUGCUUCGAGGCCGACCCGGACUUCCGGCGGCGCCGCCGCGUGCUGCUGGUCAAGGACGACGCCCAGAAGUGGAUCCGGUUCACUCCCGAUGGCGAGGUCGCCUAUGCCGACCUUUCGGCGUGCCGGGUCAUCGCGCCGCGGCGGGCGGGGCCGUUCCUGGCCCGCCACCUGGGCAACAUCUACGCCUUCGAUGCUGCGGCGCCGGAGGAUAUGCAGGCCUACCUGGUCAUCCUUGGGUUUGACGUCGUUGGAGUCGUUGGGCUGCCCGGGGGCACGCGGUUCGUGAGCGACUCGGCCUCGUCGCACGCAUCGGAGCAGGUCCCCCCGAGGGUGCUUGGCAACGACGAUGAGUUCUUGAGUCGUGGAGACGCGGCCUUGGUGAAGAUCGACGAUGUCUGGCUCCGUGCCGUCAGAGUGGCCGAGGGUCGGACAUUCAACUCAUGCCUGCCCCUCGCUCGCGGCGGCGCUGGUCGCGAUCCUCAAGUCGCGGGCGACGAGCGGGAUCCACGCGGCGGUCGCUGCAUCGAGAUCCGUGACUCGGUCAGGCGCAUGAAGGAGGCGGCCAUCCCUGGCUGGCCGUUGCAGGGCAGAAGGGCCGCCCGCCAGGCGAUCCUGGCGUUGCGCGACGGCGGCCAGGGCACCUGGGAGGGCCAUCGCGCGACCUGGAUUCGGAGGAGCGGGGUCACCGAGCGGAGCAAUGUGGCGCGGGAGCGUCGCGUGAUCUGCGCGGCGCUUCGCGCGGUGCAGCAGCGCCCGAAGCAGCUCGAGGCCGCCGUCCGCAAGAAUUCCCGCGCCCCCGACUUCGAGAGUCUCGACCUUAUCCUCGACGCGGCGGUCGACGACGCGGGCGGCACGGCGCUGCCAGAGUUCGAGAACCGGGUCGGGGGCCAG